Myiozetetes cayanensis is the source of this 1630-nucleotide messenger RNA. It is a transcript of the gene P2RX1, whose product is annotated as purinergic receptor P2X 1. Gene Ontology annotation, biological process: response to ATP; monoatomic cation transmembrane transport. Gene Ontology annotation, molecular function: ATP binding; extracellularly ATP-gated monoatomic cation channel activity; purinergic nucleotide receptor activity. Lineage: Eukaryota; Metazoa; Chordata; Aves; Passeriformes; Tyrannidae. The record is from RefSeq and is a predicted model, not a curated record. Gene Ontology annotation, cellular component: nuclear inner membrane; plasma membrane.
GCAGCCAUGGGGCAGAAGUGCAUGGACAAGGUGUCCUCCUUCCUCUUCGAGUAUGACACUCCUCGGAUGGUGCUGGUGAGGAACAAGAAGGUGGGACUGACCUUCCGGCUGAUCCAGCUCAUUGUCCUGGCGUACAUCAUCGGGUGGGUGUUCCUCUACGAGAAGGGUUAUCAAUCUCAGGACAGCAUUGUCAGCUCGGUCUCGGUGAAGCUGAAAGGGCUGACUCUGACCAACGAGAGUGUCCUGGGCCCUCACAUCUGGGAUGUGGUGGACUAUGUUUUCCCACCCCAGGGGGACAACUCAUUCGUGGUGAUGACCAACUUCAUUGUCACCCCUGGACAGAAACAAGGAACCUGCCCAGAGCUGCCAGACGCCGGGCUCUGCACGCGAGACAACGACUGCGCCAAAGGGAAAUACAGCCGGCAGGGACAAGGGCUCAUGACAGGCAAGUGUGUGCCCUUCAACAGCUCGGUGAAGACCUGUGAGAUCUUUGGCUGGUGCCCUGUUGAAGUUGAUGAGCAUGUUCCCAGCCCUGCCCUGUUGUCAGAAGCAGAGAAGUUCACCUUGUUCAUCAAGAACAGCAUCAUUCCUAAGUUCAAGGUGUCCAGGCGCAACUUGGUUGAGAGUGUUACCAAACAGUACCUGAGGAAAUGCACCUAUAACAAAGCCACCGACUCCUUGUGCCCUGUGUUUGAACUGGGAUACAUAGUGAAGGAAUCGGGUCAGAAUUUUACCUUCCUGGCUGUUAAGGGUGGAGUGGUGGGCAUCACCAUAGACUGGAACUGCGACCUCGACUGGCCUCUCCGGUACUGCAAACCCAUUUACCAGUUCCAUGGCCUUUACAAUGAUGACAGUAACGUUUCACCAGGCUUCAACUUCAGAUAUGCCAAGUACUACAGAGAAGAUGGGAUGGAAAAAAGGACCCUCUACAAGGUGUUUGGGAUCCGGUUCGACAUUUUGGUGAAUGGCAAGGCAGGCAAAUUUGACAUCAUCCCAACCAUGACCACAAUUGGCUCUGGAAUUGGUAUUUUUGGAGUGGCCUCUGUCCUCUGUGACCUGCUCCUGCUGCAUUUCCUGCAAGGACGGGACUAUUACAAGCAGAAGAAAUUCAAAUACGCAGAACCGGAGCCCUCCAAGUCACACAAGAAGGAAAAGGAGCUGGACAACACGCAGUGAGAGAAUCCACACGGACCGACAAACCUGCACCCUCUUCCUCCUCCUCCUCUCCUAAAACACAGUCACCAUCCCCUGUCACCAGCCUGUGCCAGCCCCAAGGUCAGCAGGAGCAGUGUCCAACACCAGCUCAUGGGAAGGUGGUGCCCUGCAGCCAGGGCAGGGGCCGGCCGGCCCGGCACCCAGCUGUGGGUGGGCACAGGGAUGCUGUGGGUGGGCUAAACUAAGGGACUCGUGGGGCCCUCUGCCAGCCCUGCUGCAGGGCACCGGGGUCUGCUGCCAUUGCAGACCCUUCCAAAGGGCUCCCACAGCAUCCUGCCUGGUAUCCCAAAACCAUGCCAGGGCACCUCUCACCUAAAGCCCCUGAGGAGGCCACUGCUGCCUCUCCCUUCCCAGUGGCACCUUUGGACAGCUUCAAAUUGAGGAGAAGGAGAGGGAAGGAGAGCUGGCAGGAACC